Messenger RNA from Paramecium sonneborni, 2552 nucleotides. The record is from the annotation of a GenBank genome assembly. Lineage: Eukaryota; Ciliophora; Oligohymenophorea; Peniculida; Parameciidae.
AUGAUAAGAUUAUUGCAAUAAUAAUAGUAAUUCAGAAAUCAAGUGAGAUAUUCCUUAACUCAUUCUGAGGCUAAGUUGAGAAAAUCCUUAUUCAAUAAUUUUCCUAUAGAAACAACAAUGUACAUCGAACUUUUGAAAGGAUAAAAGUAUAGGGGAAUAGCAUCAAUGAGUUUUGAUUUGAAAGAGGCAAAAUCUUUGUUUCUUGAUUGCCAGGGUUAGGAUGUAUCAUCAUUAAUUGUUAAUAAUCAAAGUCUUUAAAAUAUUAAGUAAGAUGGAAAUAAAUUAUGGAUAGAAUCAGGGUUGAAAAAAGACUUAAAUAGGAUUGAAGGUAUAAUUUUGAUAAAUAUUAAGUUUAUUUUCAAAACUAGUAUUCUACAACAGGUCAUGGCUUACAUAGUUUUAUGGAUCAUGAAGAUUAAUAUGUAUAUUCAUAAUGUGAACCACAUCAUGCAUCUAAAAUGUUUCCUUGUUUCGAUUAACCUGAUCUUAAGGGAACAUUUAAAUUAUUUGCUUAUGCACCAAGAGAAUGGAAAGUUAUAAGCAAUGAAAGAUAUCUUGAGAAUCCAAAAAUACCUUAAUUUAUUUAUGAAAAGGGUUAUUUUCCUAAUGAUUCACAAUAUAAAAUUUGGGAGUUUGAUAAGACUAAGCCUUUAUCUACUUAUUUAUAUGCAAUUUUAGCAGGACCAUAUGUAGAAAUUAAAGCACCAGAAGAAUUGCUACAUAAUUCAAUACCAUAAAGUUUAUAUUGUAGAAAAUCACUAUUAAAAUUUGUAAUGAAUGAUGCUUAUUCUAUUUUUAAAGUGACUUCUGAUAGUAUGAAAUUUUUUGAUGAUCUUUUCUAAUAUAAAUAUCCUUUUGGAAAGUAUGAUUAAAUAUUUUGUCCUGAAUAUUCAACAGGAGCUAUGGAAAAUGCAGGUGCAGUGACAAUUAAUGAUUUAUAUGUAUUUAAAGAACCUGUACCUAAAUCUUAAAUAGCAUCUAGAGCAAAUACAAUAAUACAUGAAUUAUCUCAUAUGUGGUUUGGUGAUUUAGUAACUAUGGAAUGGUGGGAUGAUCUUUGGUUAAAUGAAAGUUUUGCUGAAUUCAUUGCACAUUUAUGUUAAGAUAAUGUUUGCUAAGGAGAAAAAGUUAAUUAUUGGGUAUAAUUUUUAGAAAGAAAACUUUGGGGAUAUGUAACAGAUGAAAAAUCAACUACUCAUCCUAUUUAUUGUUAAAUUGAUAAUACUGAUUAGGCUGAAAAUAUAUUUGAUGGUAUUACUUAUGCGAAAGGAGCUGCUUUAAUUAAAUAGAUAUAUUUUACUAUGGGCAGAGAAGGUUUCUCUAAAGCAAUGGGACUUUAUUUUUAAAAACAUGCUUAUGGAAAUACAAAAUUAAGCGAUUUCUUUAAAUCUAUGAGUAUCAAUAAGAAUGUAAAUUGGGAAGAAUUUAAAUAAGAAUGGAUAAUGACAUCUGGAUUUAAUAUUCUUUCUUAUACCUCAGAAAAUAAUCAAAUAAUCAUAAAACAAACUGGUUCAUAUUUAAGAAAACACUCCUUAACUAUUGGAUAAUUUAAUAAUAAUGAAUGGGUUAUAUCAAAAAUUGAAGUUGAUGCAAAAGAAAUCACAACUAUAAAGCUUGAUGGAUUGAAAUAAAACACUUUACUUAUUCUCAAUUAUAAUGAUGAAAAUUACAUUAAAGUUAGUUAUAAUAAAGAAUAAACAUAAAUGCUAUUAUAAAAUUUAUCAACAAUUAAUAAUAGUUUAAAUAGAUUAUUAGUUCUUCAAUCUAUCUUUGAUUAAGUAAGAGAUGGACAAACAUGCUUUUUAGAUUUCUAAUAAGGUGUGUCAAACUUCCUUAAACAUGAGAGUGAUGAUACAGUUGUUAAAAUUGUACUUAAUUGGUGUGCUGCAGGUGUUAAUAAUUAUACUCCUUAUAAAUAUAGAGCAUCAAUAAGAGAAAAUUUAGCAAAUACAGUUAAAUAAUUGAUAGAUUGCACUUAAGAAUAAAGUAAAUUAUUAACUUUAAGAUCUCAUUAUAUUAAUUGGUCUAGAACAAUUGAGAGAUUGUCCUCCAUUAAUAUUGAUGAAAUUGGAGUCAAAGAUGGAUGGAUCUAUAUUUAUAAUUAGUUUUUAUACAAUUAACCUUCAUGGAAUCUCUUUGAUAAUUUGGCUCUUAAAGAUGUAGACAAUAAAAAACACAAAAGAUUCUUAGAAUCUUUGACUAUUGAUAAAGAUUAACUUUGGUCAUAUUUUAUUAAUUUUGAUAAACAUGAAAGUGUUUAAUAAGUAUCUUAAGUCAUGAGAGCAUUUAAUCAUGAAAAAUUCAUUGAUUAAUUAGGAAAAUAUGAAUCAAGAUUCUUUGAUAUUAUUGUUUAAGUUUUUGAAACUAAAGAAUCUGAAUAUGCUAAAGCUUUCUUUAAUAAUCUAUAUCCAGUUGGUGAAAAUCUUGAACUUUAUUAAUUAUUAUCAAAGGAAGCACUUGCUAAAACAAAAAAUGAUUUCUUAAUCAAAUUAUUAAAAGAGUCUAUUGAUAUUAAUGAUAAAAGAAUAAAAGCGUACAAGACCUUUAAAUGA